AGAGAAGCCGCAAGAUUUCAAUUCCCAAAAUUUCCCCAAAUAUUCUUUCUUUCCCAGUUCCCACUCUCCUCUCCUUCAAAUCCCCCACCAUUCCGGCCACCAUGAGCUCCGCCAGAGCCAAGAACUUCCGCCGCCGCAUCGACGACGACGAUGAUGACGACGCCGCCGAUACCCCUUCAACCACCUCCACUCUCAAAUCCCUAUCGAAACCCUCCUCCUCCGCCAAGCCCAAGAAGCCUCAGAACCAAGCCCCGAAGCUCCUCAGCUUCGCCGACGACGAAGAAAACGCCACGCCGUCUCGCUCCUCCUCCAAGCGCGACAAGUCGUCUUCUCGCCUCGCCAAGCCCUCCUCAGCUCACAAGCUCACGGCCGCCAAGGACCGUUUGGUAAAUUCCUCCUCCGUCUCUUCUUCUCUUCCCUCCAAUGUCCAGCCCCAAGCCGGAACUUACACCAAGGAAGCCCUCCGUGAGCUUCAGAAGAACACGCGAACCCUAGCCAGCUCUAGACCCUCCUCCGCCGCCGAGCCCACCAUUGUUCUCAAGGGCUUGAUUAAGCCCUCCGCCGCCGAGGCCGUGAACGGAGCCAGAGAGCUGGACUCCGAUGACGACGAAGUGCAAGGGAACAAGGAUAGGGUUGAUGCCGAGUCACGAUUGGCUUCCAUGGGGAUCGACAAGGAUAGGUCGGAGUAUCCUGAUCAGGCCACCAUAGAAGCCAUUCGGAAGAAAAGGGAGCGGCUCCGGAAGUCCAAGCCCGCCGCGCCGGAUUUCAUUUCAUUGGAUUCGGGGAGUAAUCACGGCGCGGCGGAGGGGUUGAGUGAUGAGGAACCGGAGUUUCGGAACCGAAUUGCAAUGUUUGGGGAGAAGAUGGAGGGUAGUAAGAAAGGUGUGUUUGAGGAUGUUGAUGAUAGGGAAGUGGAUGGUGGUGGAUUGAGGAAAGAGAGCGUAGUAGUCGAAGAUGAUGAUGAGGAUGAAGAAGAGAAGAUUUGGGAGGAAGAGCAGUUUAGGAAAGGGUUGGGGAAGAGAGUGGAUGAUGGGUCUAGUAUAGGGGUUAGUGCUAGUGUUCCUAGAGUUCAUAGUGUGCCACAGCCCAAGGCUACUUACUCCGCAAUCGCUGGGUAUAGUUUGGCACAGACUCUGCCUGGUGUGUCGGGUAUAGGAGGGGCAACAGGAGCAUCACAAGGUUCGAAUGCUAUGUCCAUAAAUGAGCAAGCUGAAAUUGCUCAGAAAGCUUUGCAGGAAAAUGUGAAGAAACUUAAGGAAAGUCACGGAAGAACAAAGAUGUCACUAACUAAGGCUGAUGAGAAUUUAUCUGCCUCACUAUUGAACAUUACUGCUCUUGAAAAGUCUCUGUCUGCUGCUGACGUGAAGUACAAGUUCAUGCAAGAGCUUCGCGACUUUGUCUCUACCAUAUGUGACUUUUUGCAGGAUAAGGCUCCCUUGAUAGAGGAGCUUGAAGAGGAAAUGCAGAAGCAACGUGAUGAACGUGCAUCAGCUAUUUUUGAAAGAAGAAUUGCUGAUAACGAUGAUGAAAUGAUGGAAGUAGAAGCAGCUGUAAAUGCAGCAAUGUCUAUUUUCAGUAAAGAAGGUACCGGUGCUGAUAUAAUUGCAGUUGCUAAAAGUGCAGCACAGGCUGCUUCUGCUGCUGUGAGAGAACAAACAAAUUUACCAGUCAAGCUAGAUGAAUUUGGUAGAGAUAUGAACCUUAAGAAACGUAUGGAUAUGAAAGGCAGGGCUGAGGCUCGUCAACGCAGGAGAAAAAAGUAUGAAGCUAAGAGAGAGUCAUCCAUGGAUGUGGACAGUCCUAAUCGGACGGUUGAAGGAGAAUCAAGCACCGAUGAGAGUGACAGUGAGAGUAAAGAGUACGAGUCACACCGCCAGUUGGUGCUUGGGACUGCUGAUCAAGUUUUCAGUGAUGCAGCCGAGGAAUAUUCACAACUUUCAGCUGUCAAAGAAAGGUUUGAAGAAUGGAAGAGAGAGUAUCGAUCCAGCUACCGUGAUGCUUACAUGUCAUUGAGUGUUCCUGUUAUAUUCUCUCCGUACGUAAGGCUGGAGCUCUUGAAGUGGGACCCUCUCCGUGAGAACACAGAUUUUGUACAUAUGAGCUGGCAUUUAUUAUUAGAGAAUUAUGGUUUACCGGAGGAUGGUUCAGAUUUUGCAUCUGAUGAUGCUGAUGCUAACCUUAUCCCUGCAUUGGUGGAAAAGGUUGCAUUACCCAUUUUGCAUCAUCAAAUUGUUCACUGCUGGGAUAUUCUCAGUACAAGAGAAACAAAGAAUGCAGUUGCUGCCACAAGCUUGGUAACAGAUUAUGUCUCUUCCAGUGAGGCUCUUGAAGAUUUAUUAGUUGCUAUUCACACCCGUCUGGCAGAUGCUGUCUCAAAACUUACGGUCCCAACAUGGAGCCCUCUUGUAUUGAAAGCAGUACCAAAUGCUGCAAGAAUUGCAGCAUAUCGAUUUGGCAUGUCUGUUCGUUUGAUGAAAAAUAUCUGCUUGUGGAAAGAAGUACUUGCUUUGCCAGUUCUAGAGAAGCUUGCUAUUAAUGAGCUUUUGUGUGGCAAAGUUCUACCUCACAUUCGAAGCAUUGCUGCCAAUGUUAAUGAUGCAGUUACAAGAACUGAAAGGAUUAUUGCUUCUCUAUCAGGGGUGUGGUCAGGUUCAGAUGUCACAGGAGACCGUAGCCGCAAGUUGCAAUCACUGGUGGAUUAUGUGCUGACGCUGGGAAAGACUAUAGAGAAGAAACAUUCGCUGGGUGUGACACAAAGUGAAACUGGUGGACUGGCUCGUAGAUUGAAGAAGAUGCUGGUUGAGCUCAACGAGUAUGACAAGGCCAGGGACGUAGCUAGGUCCUUCCAUCUUAAAGAGGCAUUGUGAAUUUCGAGAAUCCUGAAGAUGGAUAUCUGGACUAGAACACACGUUAAAGGCCACCGGCCACAGAUUUUCGACAAUCCAUCUGAGCAAAACAAGGUGGAAGUAUUGGACCCUGUAAAUUUCAAGCAGACAAGUCCCUCCUUAUGUCAUACUUGGACAUACACAAUCAAGCACAGUAUCUUUUUUCUCAGAAUAUGGGUCGCUCCAUUUCUGUUAACCAUGGUAAUUGAUUAGAGCAGGAUAUCCCUUAUGGGGGAAUCAAGAUGUGAAAUUUUUGAGAGAAAUGAUAAGAGAAUUCGUUUAGAUAAAUUUCCAAUUGUUGCUUCUGGUUCAGGAAUGCUUCUUGAUUUCUGGGGGAGAGUUUUACUCCUGCCGUAGUGUCCGAAAUGCUACCAAAAUUUCAGUACAUACUAGAUGUUUUAUGGGUUUCUGAUUC
Messenger RNA from Rosa rugosa (rugosa rose), 3300 nucleotides. RefSeq names its product transcriptional repressor ILP1. The coding region runs from base 102 to 2867 and encodes 921 amino acids. The record is from RefSeq and is a predicted model, not a curated record. Lineage: Eukaryota; Viridiplantae; Streptophyta; Magnoliopsida; Rosales; Rosaceae. The transcript has 6 exons. Gene Ontology annotation, molecular function: DNA binding. Gene Ontology annotation, cellular component: U2-type post-mRNA release spliceosomal complex; nucleus. Gene Ontology annotation, biological process: spliceosomal complex disassembly; mRNA splicing, via spliceosome.